UAAAGCUUUCUCCUGCUCUUGUCUCUUCUUGUUUAAAAAAGUGUUCUGUGAUGGCGACAUCUUCAGAUGGUUUAUUCAACGACAUGAACUUCUUGGGAGUGAUUGGAUAUGUCUUAGAGCAGACAAGAUUCAUCUUCCUCGUACCGAUUCUGAAUGUCUUGGUGAAUCUUUGUCAGGUCAUCUCUUUGUUGUUGUUUAUAGAUGCAUCUUACAUGGCUAUGGUUGUAGCCAUUGUCAAAUUACGUGGACGAACGCCUGAGAAAAUUCUCAGAUGGGAAUCUUUUAAGAGUGAUGACGUUGAGUUAGCUCCUUCCAGUAAUCAUCCAAUGGUUCUCAUCCAAAUCCCAAUCUACAACGAAAAAGAGGUGUGCCAACUUUCUAUAGGAGCAGUUUGCAAGCUAUCAUGGCCAUUGGAUAGGAUGAUUGUUCAAGUGCUAGAUGACUCAACUGAUCCACACAGUAAGGAACUGGUUAGAUUAGAGUGUAAGAAAUGGGCGAGUGAAGGUAUAAACAUAAAGUCAGAGGUUAGAGACAGUAGAAACGGGUACAAAGCAGGAGCUCUCACUGCAGGGAUGAAACAUAGUUAUGUGGAAGGAUGCGAGUUUGUUGCUAUAUUCGAUGCAGAUUUUCAACCUGAAUCUGAUUUUCUUGAACGUACUGUUCCUUUUCUUGCACACAACUCUGAGUUAGCUCUUGUACAAGCAGGCUGGAAAUAUGUGAAUGCAGAUGAGUGUUGUAUGACAAGAAUACAAGAGAUGUCUCUUAACUACCAUUUUGCUGUGGAGCAAAAGUCUGGAUCCUCCCUACAUGGGUUCUUUGGAUUCAACGGUACUGCUGGUGUGUGGAGAAUCUCAGCUUUGAAUGAGGCUGGUGGAUGGCAGGACCGGACGAUUGUUGAGGACAUGGAUUUAGCAGUUAGGGCUUACUUAAACGGCUGGAAGUUUGUGUUUGUUGACAACAUUAAGGUGAGCAACGAGCUGCCAAGCUCGUUUAGAGCAUAUAGGUAUCAACAACAUCGUUGGUCUUGUGGUCCAGCAAACCUCUUCAAGAAAAUGGCCAUGGAGAUAAUCCAAAAAGAGAAUGUGUCUUUAUGGAAGAAGGCUUAUUUGAUAUACAACUUCUUCUUUGUGAGGAAGAUUGUUGUACACAUCUUCACAUUCGUCUUCUACUGUCUGAUCCUGCCUGCUACAGUUAUAUUUCCUGAAAUAGAAGUCCCUAAAUGGACAACUAUCUACAUUCCAGCAACCAUCACUAUCCUCAACGCUAUUGCAACACCAAAAUCUUUCUACCUAAUACUGUAUUGGAUCUUGUUUGAGAACGUUAUGGCAAUGCAUAGGAGUAAAGGAACUCUCAUUGGAUUGCUAGAGACUAGUAGAGUUAAAGAAUGGGUUGUGACACAGAAGCUAGGAGAGUAUAACACUCUUAGGGAAAACCUAAUUACUCACUACAGCUUCCCUGAAAGACUCAGAUGGCGAGAGAUAAUGGUUGGGAUGUAUCUAUUCAUAUGUGGAUACUAUGACUUUGUGUUUGGGAAGACAUACCUUUAUGUAUACCUUUUCUUGCAGUCCACGGCUUUCUUUAUUGUUGGAGUUGGUUAUAUUGGUAUGCCGGUUCCUAGUUGAUCAUCACUGACACGUUUUAACUUCUUCUUUGUCUUCUGCUACACAUUCAUUCUUACAAAAGGGUCGAUUGUAUAGAGAUUUGAAGAUGUGGUUUUGUCAUCAGGUUAUACAGUUUUAUUGAAAGAUUCUUUGUCGCAUAAAUAAAGA
Messenger RNA from Eruca vesicaria subsp. sativa (arugula), 1769 nucleotides. The record is from the annotation of a GenBank genome assembly. Lineage: Eukaryota; Viridiplantae; Streptophyta; Magnoliopsida; Brassicales; Brassicaceae.